AUGUGGUCAACCAACACUUUUACGGACAUCAGCUAUGUCACGGAUUCUUUAGUUUUCAUUCUACUGUCUCGAUUAUAUCUCAAUCUCCGCGAAGAGGUUCAUGGGAAUGGACUCGGUCUAGAGACGUCCGUCAUAUCUGAUGUAAGAUUUGCUGCACAAGUCGUGGGGAACAUGGGAUCAACGCUGGAUCAUGGGAAUCAAGAUUCCGAAGCUUUCGAGAUUGAAGAAGAUGCAUCAUACAAUGGACACGAUAGGCUAAACGGGGAGGAUAUUGACCAGGUCAAUUCCUAUAUGACUCGCGCAGCUUAG
Messenger RNA from Fibroporia radiculosa, 309 nucleotides. RefSeq lists its product as uncharacterized. The record is from RefSeq and is a predicted model, not a curated record. The coding region runs from base 1 to 309 and encodes 102 amino acids. The transcript is spliced from 3 exons. Lineage: Eukaryota; Fungi; Basidiomycota; Agaricomycetes; Polyporales; Fibroporiaceae.